Opisthorchis viverrini is the source of this 564-nucleotide messenger RNA. RefSeq lists its product as hypothetical. Lineage: Eukaryota; Metazoa; Platyhelminthes; Trematoda; Opisthorchiida; Opisthorchiidae. The coding region runs from base 1 to 564 and encodes 187 amino acids. The transcript has 2 exons. The record is from RefSeq and is a predicted model, not a curated record.
AUGCUUGCAUAUGAGACGAUUGAGUUAGUAGACAAAUUUGUUUAUCUGGGUAGGCGUGUCAUUCCCGGAGGUCUCGCGAAAGAUGAUAUCUUCAUCCGGAUUGAAAAGGCCAGAGCAGCUUUUGUUAGCCUGUGUCACCUGUGGCGUAGCCGUGACAUCAGCUUACCUUUUAAUGGUCGAGUUUACAAUCCUGCUGUGCGCUCCAUGUUACUAUACGGAUCAGAAACGUGGCCGCUACGCGUCGAAGAUGUCAAAAUGUUCUCAGUGUCUUCGGAGCAUCGCCCGAGUCUGGGGGAGCACCUAAUCAAUGUUUUUGAAGUUAUCACAUUUGUGCCGAAGCUGGUCAACACUGGCUCGCCACUUUCUACACGAGCAGUUACGAAAACGCGAAUAGAUUUCCUGGGACCUUUUAUGGUCACGGAGAGAGCCAUCUGCCGCUUUUCGAAAGGAAACGAACUCAUUGGUUUCACUUAUGUCGCCAUAACCAACUUGGCAGUAGUCAUCCUAAUGUUUCAGUGCAAGAAGUGUGGUUUUAAACAAGUCGCUGUCCUAAAAGAGGAAUAA